CGGCAAUGGCCGACAAUGGAGAAUUUCCAGAUUUAGCAAUCAGAUCUGUCGUAUUUUAUGUGAAAUGCCCUAAAUUUGGUUGAAAUUUUCCAUCCUUAGCCUCCCACAGAAUCCUGAUCAAUUCCAAGCACAGCCCAGAUAUACAUAGAUGGGGAGAGGGAGGAUUGAGAUCAAGAGGAUAGAGAAUGUGAACAGUCGUCAAGUGACUUUCUCCAAGAGACGAAACGGGUUGAUGAAGAAGGCGAGAGAGCUUUCAAUCCUCUGUGACGCGGAGGUCGCCGUUAUCAUCUUCUCCAGCACCGGCAAGGUUUACGAAUUCUCCAGCAGCAGUAUGCAGCAAACACUUUCCAGAUAUGGCUACAGCUCUUCGACUUCAGACCAUAUCCAUCAACGAGAGAUUCUCCAGCAUCAGCGACCACAUCACUGUCCCCUCCAAGAUAACGACGACGCAUCGCGGCAGAAUAGCGAUUUUCUGAAGACCGAACUCGAGAGAUUGCACCUCUCGUACGAGAGAAUGAAGGGGAAGGAGCUGAAUGGAUUGAGCUUUCCGGAGCUGUUGUCUCUCGAAAACCAGUUGAAUGAAGCCUUGCUGAGUAUCAAGGAUCAAAAGACACAGGUCCUGCUCGAUCAGAUCGAAAGAUCCCGGUUUCAGGAGAAAAGGGCUCUGGAAGAAAAUGAGAAGCUACGGCAACAGUUAGUGAAAUCUGGAAGAAGUUCAUCAGGACCGUCGGAGUUAACUCCAGUGAACGCAGUUUCACGUAUGUUAGCCGAAUUUCCGGACAUGACGAGGAGAACGGGAGGCGAGAGCUCUUCGUCCGACGAUGACGACAAUGACAGUGGGGAUCGUCAUUCCGACACUUUCUUGCACUUGGGGUUAUCGUCGGAAUAUAAUCGGAAGAGAAAGACACCUAAGAUCGAAUCGGUCUGCGAAACCUCCUGGAGCCAAGCUGCUUCUGAUUGAUUCUCUCUCUCUCUCUCUCUCUCUCUCUCUCUCUCCCUCUCUCUCUUGUUAGGGUUUUUCUGUAGCCUUUUGUAGUGGCAGGAGGAGGAAGAAGACGCAGAAACAGAUAUACAAUUAUUUGACAUUUCGCGAAGAUGGUAUUGCUUUUGUGAAAUA
This is a messenger RNA of Tarenaya hassleriana, 1117 nucleotides long. Its product is annotated as agamous-like MADS-box protein AGL18. Gene Ontology annotation, cellular component: nucleus. Gene Ontology annotation, biological process: positive regulation of transcription by RNA polymerase II. The coding region runs from base 149 to 961 and encodes 270 amino acids. Lineage: Eukaryota; Viridiplantae; Streptophyta; Magnoliopsida; Brassicales; Cleomaceae. The record is from RefSeq and is a predicted model, not a curated record. The transcript has 10 exons. Gene Ontology annotation, molecular function: DNA-binding transcription factor activity, RNA polymerase II-specific; protein dimerization activity; RNA polymerase II cis-regulatory region sequence-specific DNA binding.